UUGACCCUUUUCUGGGCAGGUCAAUAGAGAAAACUUUGGUGCAAGCACGACCUUCCCUCCUGGCCCUUCUGGAAAGCAAAACUCAAGCUGGACAUACCUUUCCUUCCAGCACUUCAGAAUUCCUUCUUUAUUUUUUAACUCAAAGCAAACUCCAUAUUUUGUAAUGCACUUGGUCAAGAUUCUGGUAGUCACUGUGGAAAUUGUCUGCGCCCCACCUGGUGCCCAGAGGCAUCACCUCUGGGAGUCCAGACCCCCAGAAGACACUUCCAAACCACCCUUCAAGUGUCCUUUGGCCAUCCAGACAUUGCUGAUGAAAAUUCCCAGCAUCCCCUCUUGUUCUGCUCUCUUUGGUGAAGUGGGAGGGUUCUCCUGGGUAUCCAAAACUCACCAGCAUCUGAAAGGCAGAACCACCCCUUCCAUUGGGGUCCAAAAAGUCUCCAGCACAUGUAACUCCGGUUGUGGAGAUUCUGUCUUCCUGUCCCAGUUAGGGUGGGAAGAUGGCAUAGCUCCCUUCACAUUAGGCCAGAAGACCUCCACAAGCCCUUCCUGCCCAGGGAGAUGCCCACUCCCUGCCUCCCUCCCUGCCAGGCGCCCAACAAACGUGGCUUUGAAACCCAAUCUUCUUUUCCUGCUCAGCUCCCGGGUUUCAGUGCCAGGAGAGGCAGAUAAAUAGCAGCAAGUCCUGGGGCCCCCAGGUACAUUUCCCGCCUGGUCAUCAUGGAGCUUGGGGGCACAGUGGGCAUCUUCCUGGGCAUUUGCUUCUCUUGCUUGCUGCUCCUCUCUGUGUGGAAGCGAAUGCACAAAGAAGGGAAACUGCCCCCAGGACCCACCCCGCUGCCCUUCCUUGGCAAUAUCCUGCAGGUGAAAACCAGCGAGCCCUUCAAGUCCUUCCUGGCGGUGAGUGAGAAAUAUGGCCCCGUGUUCACAGUCUAUCUGGGCCCCCGGCGGGUGGUGGUUCUGUGUGGACACGAUACAGUGAAAGAAGCUCUGGUGGACCAGGGUGAUGAAUUCAGUGGCAGAGGGGAAAUAGCCACCAUUGACCGGAACUUCAAUGGUUUUGGUGUCGCUUUAGCCAAUGGGGAACGCUGGAAGCAGCUCCGUCGCUUCUCCCUCACCACCUUGAGGAACUUUGGGAUGGGCAAGAGGUCCAUUGAAGAGCGGAUCCAGGAAGAGGCCCAGUAUUUGAUGGAGGAAAUCAGGAAAACCAAAGGCCAGCCCUUCGACCCCACCUUCUUCCUGAGCCGCACAGUCUCCAACGUCAUCAGCUCCGUUGUCUUUGGCAGCCGCUUUGACUACGAGGAUAAGACCUUCCUCUCCCUGCUACAAAUGAUCAAUGAAAGUUUUAUAGAGAUGAGCACCCCUUUGGCACAGCUCUACGACAUGUAUUCCUGCAUCAUGCAGUACCUGCCGGGAAGACACAACCACAUUUACUACCUGGUUGAGGACCUGAAGGACUUCAUUGCUGGGAAGAUCAAAACCAACCAGGCAACGCUGGAUCCCAGCAACCCUCGUGACUUCAUCGAUUGCUUCCUCAUCCAGAUGGAGAAGGAAAAAGGAAACCCUUCCACUGAAUUUAACCUGAAGAAUUUGGUCCUGACCACCCUCAACCUGUUCUUUGCUGGGACAGAAACCGUGAGCUCCACCCUGAGAUAUGGACUCCUUUUCUUAAUGAAAUACCCAGAAGUGGAAGAGAAGGUCCACAAGGAGAUUGACCAGGUCAUUGGUCCCAAUCGCCUUCCUGCCACGGAAGACCGGCUGAAGAUGCCCUAUACGGAUGCCGUUGUCCACGAGAUCCAGAGGGUGACAGACAUUGUCCCCAUGGGAGUGCCCCACACGGUGAUCCGGGACACUCAGUUCCGGGGGUAUCUUCUGCCGAAGGGCACGGAUGUCUUCCCCUUGCUUGGCUCAGCCUUACGGGACCCCAAAUAUUUCAGCGACCCUGAGAACUUCAACCCUGGACACUUCCUAGAUGAAAACGGCCGUUUUAAGAAGAAUGAGGCUUUUGUACCAUUUUCCUCUGGGAAACGCGUCUGCCUGGGGGAAGCCAUGGCUCGGAUGGAGCUCUUCCUCUACUUCACCACCAUGCUGCAGAACUUCUCGCUGAAGUCGCCUCUGCACCCCAAGGACAUUGACGUCUCCCCCAAAAUGAGCGGCUUUGGGAACAUUCCCCCCAUCUACCAGCUGAGCAUGCUGCCCCACUGACCCCGGGCAUCUGUCUGCUUCUCUCUAGCUCUCUUCCUGAUGCUGCCCUGUCCAAGCCCCACAGCCACCCCACCCGGGAAACAUUUCCCUCCAGACAGCUCUUGCCCUGGGCACCUCCCUGCCUCCUGCUGGGUCAGUUGAAGCAGAUCACAUGCUCUUGGAUGUGCUAGGUCAAAUGGAUCCCUUCCUCAGAGCAGGCCCUCUUCUUGUCCAGAUCCCAAUCAGGGGGAAGAGGGAGGGCAUCUGUGAGGAGCCCACAGCAUCCCAGUUGUAUUCAGUCCUGGGAAAACUGCUUCCCCUCCCAAAUCAAGGGGCACCUUUUUCCAUCCCAGCCCUGCUUGGCCCUCCAGCUGGGAGCUCUGGCCUCUGCUCUUCUCUCUGCCCCACCAGAGCCCAUACAGGGUUGCCGCACUCACACCCCGCCUAAGACCUUCUCCCAGCCUCCAGCCGUGAGCGGAGUGUGCUAAGCUCAGUCUCUGGAGACUGCAGUCAGAACAAUCUGGAGGUAAUCAAAAAGAAUGCCCUAAACGUUACGUAUUCCUUCUGUCUCUAUUUGGCUCUUUAGUUGGAGACUUCCUCUCCUGUUUCAGCCUCCCACAGCCCCUUCACGGCCCAAAGAAAGAUCAAGGACAACCCACCCAGCCAGCUUGCUGUGGGACAAUUCAACGCUGUAUUAAUCAUUGCAUUCAGUUACUUUUAUUAUUGGUGACCACAUUUUUGUCAAAAUUAUUGUAACUCUCACAUUUUGGAUUGACUUUAUUAUUAUUGAACAUGGUUCCACCGAAAUCAAUAUAACUUUUGUAUUUGUUGAAUUGUCCUACGGCGAGUUGGUCAUGGCAUGUUGCCUCCUUCCGCCCCAAGAGAGGGCCUGAAAGCCCCCCGCCCAAAGAAACUUUGUACAGGAGCUGCCUUUAUCCACAGCGCUGAUUCCAGAGAGUCUUCCGUCAGUCUUCUUCUGACAUGUCUUAGCUUAGAAAUCUGCCGGACCUUUAAAACUGCAAAUAAAAGUCAGUUUAGAGAAAUAAGCACACACACACAAAAAUCUGUAUUUUAAUAACAAGAUAUUUAGACUUGGAGAAGUGAGUGAAACUGCGGAAACAGAGGAUGCUGCAGUCCACCUUCCUAAGCAGAAUUUAUUUCAAAAAUCCUUUUUUACUUUCCUAUGAAUAUUACUUUUAUUAUGAGCAUUGUGAAGACAUAGAAGUUUUAGGAUGAAAGAGGACAAAAUGCUGGAUUUAGUAAGAAAAUGCUUAUUACAAAUGAACCUGUACAGAGUCAGGACAAAGUUUAAGCACAGAAUAAAACAAGUUUUACUAUCAAGAGAUUAUGGAUUAAAUUUUACGGGGAUUAGGACAUCUAUAUUGUGUAUACACAGAGGCUUCACUAGGUGAACCCCAAUGCCUCUGCUUGGGUUGGCUUCAGCCCAGGAGAGUGUUUCCCAGAGGGAAAAUAAGAGAUCCUUUUGGACCCCUCAAAACACGGAGAAGCCACAGGGGAAUAAAGUGCAGCAGUCCCUCCUUAGGACUGACAACUGGACAAGCCAUCCUCCCUUGUCCCAGGCAGGGCAGUGGGGGGGGGGAGGGUGUCCUGACAUUCCCAUAGACCCAUCAGCAGCAGUGCUGUGGGGUGUGAGAGGCAGCCUUUGCUCCAGCGAGUGCGAAGAGCGAAGAGCUACAUGCUCAGGCCUUUGGCCAAUCCAGCGGUCGGGUGAGGGUGGGGAGAAAUUGCACAACCUCGGCUCCAGCCAAUUCCCACCUGGGAGAACUGCACAAGAGCAGCUGUGUGCUUGAAGGAGUCCAGAGGGGUUUCCAGAGAAGAUGGCAUCUUCCCCUUGCCCCAUCACUGCACACAUCGCUUGUGGAGGGGCCGUGGGCAUUGCCCGCCCAUUGUUGGGGCAUCUCUUGGUUCCUUUCCAUCCCCCCUUCCAAGCAUGUGGGAGGGGGAUCCCGACUCCCAUUGGCCACAGCCCUUAGUGACUGCCUUUCCCUUCAGAGGCCUACCCAUGAGCCCCCCAAGUCUGCUGCGCUGCCAGUUCUGGGUUUGGAGUUGAUCCAAAGCUUCAUCCAUGAACGUUCCUUGCCCUUCAUGCUGACAUUCCCUGAAUCACAGCCUUUGGUGCCUCCCGUCCUCAAAACCCCCACCAGAGUCACCUCCUUGUCCAUAAAUGCAGGAAGGGGAAGGGAGAGACUCCUGCAGCUGCCCUCCAGAGGUGGCAUGCACCCAUCCUUGCAUUCAGGGCAACCAGAGGGCAGCUCUGCGAUGUCCCCCUCCAGCCUGCAACCUUGGGAGCUUCUGGGGCCUUCAGUGCAAGUCCUCCCCAACCCUCCUCAGCCUUCUGUGGCCAGAGGAGCAGCCUACCACCUGCUCCUCUUCUGCUUCUUUGGGGGAUUGAUCAGUUCGCAUCUCCCUGGCUGGGCUGUGCAGAAGGGAGGCCCGGAGGCCCAGUUGGACCAGACAAGCCUGGGACCA
Ahaetulla prasina is the source of this 4671-nucleotide messenger RNA. RefSeq names its product cytochrome P450 2G1-like. The transcript is spliced from 9 exons. Gene Ontology annotation, cellular component: cytoplasm; intracellular membrane-bounded organelle. Gene Ontology annotation, biological process: xenobiotic metabolic process. The coding region runs from base 718 to 2202 and encodes 494 amino acids. Gene Ontology annotation, molecular function: iron ion binding; heme binding; oxidoreductase activity, acting on paired donors, with incorporation or reduction of molecular oxygen, reduced flavin or flavoprotein as one donor, and incorporation of one atom of oxygen. NCBI's taxonomy places the organism in Eukaryota, Metazoa, Chordata, Lepidosauria, Squamata, Colubridae. The record is from RefSeq and is a predicted model, not a curated record.